Molecule: messenger RNA, 1374 nt
Organism: Oxyura jamaicensis (ruddy duck)
Lineage: Eukaryota; Metazoa; Chordata; Aves; Anseriformes; Anatidae
Gene: TSPAN19
Product: tetraspanin 19
Exons: 9
Coding region: 159-896 (245 amino acids)
Cellular component (GO): membrane
Source: RefSeq, a predicted model, not a curated record
GUGCUUCAGAGGUGCGCUGGGGUCCCAGCACUGUGUCCUGCAUUUGGCCAACGACUUUACCAACAGAAAAAGAAGUUUCUGUAGGCCUGCCUUCUGUAACCAGGAAGUAAUGGAUGAUCAACAAAAGAAAACUUCCAUAAUGUAAAUAUGUGGUUAAAAUGCACAGAAGUAAGGAAGAAACAUAUUAUGAAAUUGUGCUCUCAAAGACUCUGGGUAUUAUACUUUUGACAUUUGGCUUGUGGCUUUUACUUGACAGAAACAAUUUAUUCAGUGUGUUGUUUUCUUCAGGUGAGAACCAAGCAGUGUCAUGUAUUUCUUUUAUGUUACUUGGAGCUGGAUCUCUUAUUACUUUUACGUCAGCAAUGGGAUUCCUUGGAAGUGUUCAGGAAAUCAAAAGUCUCCUAGUUACAUAUAUGUGUUUUCAAGUCCUGGUAUUUGUCAUCCAGAUCACAAUACCAGUGUUGGUAUUUCUGAAGAAAGAAGUGGUCCAUCGUCAAUGGAACAACAGAAUUGAUGAAGUUAUUUCUGAAUAUGGGAAUAAGAGUCUGGCUGAGAAGGAGCUCGAGUGGAACAUUCUGAAUGCUGUGCAGCACAAUAUGGAGUGCUGUGGAAGAUAUGAUGUCACACAGUGGGAAAAGAAUAAAAACAAGGAAAGUAGUACUCAGAUCCCAUGUUCAUGCACCAAGUCUAGUCGGAAGGAAUGGUUUUGUGAUGUCCCUAGGAAUUCAACAUACAGUAUGGGAUGCGAAGAAUAUUUAGAUACAUGGUUUGAAAAUAAUGUUUUGAUCUUAACUGGAAUUAAUAUCAGCCUGCUAAUUACACAGAUAUUUGUGAUCAAGCUAACCAUACAGCUAUUAAGAAACAUCAAAAAGAAUAAUAUUUGGCCAGAUGAAUGAUGAAUUCUUCUGGGCAUUGCUGUGGUGCAAGAAGAUCUGAUUCAUGCCUGUGACAUCAACAAAAUUACUUCCCCUAAAAUGUCCAUUGGGCUGUAUGUAUUGUAAUCAAUAGUAUAUUAACAUUUGGGCUAUAACUUGUUCGUUUAUUGAUCACAGUUAUAGAUAAAACAGUAUGCUACAAAAGUCUGUGGCAGCAUGCCAUGUACUAGGUGGUGGUUAAAACUUCCUGAAAAAUUGAAUAUUAGUUUUCUGAGUCUCCAGAAUAUCAAUGAGAGUGUUAUAAAUAGUACUGUAUAGUAUACUGCACCUUGAAACAGAAGGAUUCAGUUAAGAAACAUACUCAGUAAGUCUUGCUGAUAUUCCUUCAGGCCUUUACUUUUUCUUCUAAUCUGUCUUUAUUUUGUUGUGGGCUCUUGUGCAAUUUAAUUUCUGUUAAUUUCACCAAAUCAUAUAUAUUUGACCCUUAAUAGUUCUUUUC